AUGAUCCUAAGCUUACAGCGAUCUCUGGACCGGUAUAACCACUACACAAGCAACAUCGUGGUACCUAAUAAUGUGCGAGCUCCUAUUAGUUACCGCACCUCUGAGUAUGUCAUAAGUUUUCGCGUAGGUACACCUGCAGUAGACACAUAUGCCGUCAUAGACACAGGUAGUGAUUUAACGUGGCUCCAGUGCAAACCUUGCCACAAUUGCUACAACCAAGAAAUACCCAUGUUCGAUCCACGCAAAUCUACAAGUUACGCUAAAGUUGGAUGUGAAGAUGUUAGAUGCAAGGCAGAAAGAGGCAGCACGUGCGAUAAAGAUGGUAGUUCUUGCCGCUACAAUCUGCAUUAUGGUGACUCUGGGCAUUCACAAGGAAUUCUGUCAACGGAAACUUUCGUCUUUCAAUACGAUAGUCGGUCUGCAAAUAUUUCUAUACUAGAAUUAGCAUUUGGUUGUGGAUACGAUAACGGUUUCCCAUACAUAACUAGUCAACGUGUCGGAGCACCAGGAUUGAUCGGUUUAAGUAGGGAUCCUUUGUCUUUGAUUUCACUACUAGCUUUCGAUCACUUUUCCCAUUGCUUAGUACCAAUGACUUGGAACAAAACAAGUCUAUUACGCUUCGGAUUAGAUGCAAUUAUGACCAAGGAUACCACUCCGAUGAUGGAUUAUGGUAAUUUAACCACUGGAGCUUUUUAUGUGUUGUUGGAAGGAAUCAGUGUUGGCGAGAGAGGGCUGCAUAUCCCAGACGGAACCUUCGAUAUUACAGCAGACGGGGUAGGAGGAGUGAUUAUUGAUACUGGUACAAAGUACACGUAUCUUCAUCUUGUGGCUCAUGUUUUUUUGAUUGCAGAACUAGAGGCACAAAUUAAACUGGAUUAUGUCCCUCCAAGUCCAGAGGAUAUAUUUCCCAAUGUUUGGGAAGAAGUUGGUGAUAGCAAAAUAUGCCUAACCUUGCUUGAAACAGACGAUGGUCUGACAAUUAUAGGUGCUCAGCAGCUACAAAAUGUUAAUGUCGGAUCCACCAUUUCAGCAGUUGUAGCAUGUCAACAGCACAGAUUUGCAGCUAAUGAUACCCAAUUUUGUAAUGAGAUAUACCCAAUUAUGUCCUAA
Papaver somniferum (opium poppy) is the source of this 1110-nucleotide messenger RNA. Its product is annotated as aspartic proteinase nepenthesin-2-like. The record is from RefSeq and is a predicted model, not a curated record. Gene Ontology annotation, cellular component: extracellular region. NCBI's taxonomy places the organism in Eukaryota, Viridiplantae, Streptophyta, Magnoliopsida, Ranunculales, Papaveraceae. Bases 1 to 1110 code for a protein of 369 amino acids. The transcript is spliced from 3 exons.